This is a messenger RNA of Plectropomus leopardus (leopard coralgrouper), 2055 nucleotides long. The record is from RefSeq and is a predicted model, not a curated record. NCBI's taxonomy places the organism in Eukaryota, Metazoa, Chordata, Actinopteri, Perciformes, Serranidae.
GGACAGGGGGAGGGGAGGACGCUCCAGCCUGAGGCCCAAAGAUAACUACGUUAAGACAGGGAGGAGAAUCAUGUUGACCAUGUGCAGCAGUCCUCUCAAACAUGGACAGUUGUGUUGGAAAGAAACCUUUGUACCAAUGGCCUGAAUUAUCUGAUGACAGAAUGUCUUUCAAUGCACCCUGGUUCAGAGCUGUUCUGUGCUUUACUCACUAUUCAUAGUUAAUUCAUUGUGCAGAGCAGCCCUUUCAUUAUAUAGCCAUUACAUAACAGACACCCCUCAUCCCUCCACUCUUUGUCUCUCAGAAUGUACAACAAUACCCUCCUGACUGAAAAUUUCACCCAGCGAUGGGCUGAAAACAACACAAGCAACAACUCUACCUGUAACAACGAUGGUUUCAAAUACCCAUUGUACAGUACGGUCUUCAGUAUUGUGUUUGUGGUGGGACUGAUCACCAAUGUUGUGGCCAUCUACAUAUUCACCUGCUCUCUGAAGCUGAGGAAUGAGACCACAACCUACAUGAUGAACUUGGUAGUGUCUGACCUACUGUUUGUUUUCACGCUUCCUCUGAGGGUCUUCUACUUCAUCAACCGGAACUGGCCUUUUGGAAGCACACUCUGCAAGGUCUCCGUCUCACUGUUCUACACCAACAUGUAUGGCAGCAUACUCUUUCUCACCUGCAUCAGCGUCGAUCGCUUUCUAGCAAUUGUGCACCCUUUUCGCUCAAGGGCGCUUAGGACCAAGCGCAACGCUAAGAUAGUGUGCAUUGCUGUUUGGGUGUUGGUGCUGUCAGGGAGUCUCCCGACAGGGUUCUUAUUGGAGACCACCUCCCGAGAGAAAAACAAGAAUAACGCCACUUUCUGCUUUGAGAACUUCUCUUCCAAACAGUGGAAAUCUCAUCUGUCUAAAGUGGUAAUCUUCAUAGAGACAGUGGGCUUCAUUAUCCCACUUCUACUCAACGUUGGUUGCUCCAUCAUGGUGCUGCAGACCCUGCGUCGCCCCCAAACCAUCAGUCAUGGAGGGAAGCUGAACAAAACAAAGAUUCUGCGCAUGAUAAUUGUGCACCUCUUUAUUUUUUGUUUUUGCUUCAUCCCUUACAAUGUAAACUUGGUUUUCUACUCUCUGGUCCGCACCAAAACAUUAAAAGGAUGCUUUGUGGAGUCAGUGGUCCGGACGAUCUACCCAAUAGCCCUCUGCAUUGCUGUGUCCAACUGCUGCUUUGAUCCCAUUAUUUACUAUUUUACCUCAGAGACCAUCCAGAACUCAAUCAAGAGCAAGAGAAAGUCCCAGCUGAGCCGCUCGUAUGAUGUCAAGUUCUCCGAGGCCCUGCAGUCAGAGACCAGCUCCAACCUGCAGUGCAGCCUGAGGAACCUCAAAGCUAAAGUCUUCCACAAUGAGUCUUCAGUGUGAUGGUGGAGUUACUACACAUCCUUCCAUAAAAUAAUCCUUGAGACAAUAGGAAUGGAUUUUUUUGGAGUGUUUAAUGAAGCACCUGCCAAAGAGGUAUUAUAUCUUCAUCUCAGGGCAAAUGUUUUCACUUGUCAUUGACAGCCUCUGCUCUGCAGUAUUACUGCUAUGUGACCCUUUGUUCACGUCUGCGGAUUUUUUAUUACCACUUACUAAUUUCCCCUUUCCUGUGGAAUAUUUUGUAAUUGUGUUAAGCACAAUUACUCUGCAAGUGACCUGGAAGUCUCUCUGAACAGCAGGACAUGCUAUUAUGUUAUUGAAUGCUACAUGUGCCUGUAUAUUUGUACAUGUCCGUGGUAAGUUGUGGUGCUAACUAGAAUAGUAAUCUAAUUAAAUUAACUUAAAGUUAUAUCAAGCUAUAGAUUGUAUUGUACAUAGUUUUUUUUUUAAAUAUGUGAAUUGCAAAUAGGUCACAGAAGUGCCUUUUUUUGUUCUGGCACAAUUUCAUUGUAGACGUUUUGUCUUUAUUGACCAUUAAAUGCACUGACACAGAAUUUCACAUACUGCACUCAUGCCACAGUAAUGAAUAAAAGUCAUGUACUGUCUAAAACAAACAAUUGCACCUGAAACAUUUUGUCAUUUAAAUGAAAG